This is a messenger RNA of Pristis pectinata (smalltooth sawfish), 4690 nucleotides long. Its product is annotated as protocadherin-8-like. Gene Ontology annotation, molecular function: calcium ion binding. Lineage: Eukaryota; Metazoa; Chordata; Chondrichthyes; Rhinopristiformes; Pristidae. Gene Ontology annotation, cellular component: plasma membrane. The record is from RefSeq and is a predicted model, not a curated record. Bases 548 to 3784 code for a protein of 1078 amino acids. The transcript is spliced from 4 exons. Gene Ontology annotation, biological process: homophilic cell-cell adhesion.
UAUUAUAAUUGCAAUUUGACAAAGUGGUAACAUUACAACAAAAUAUAACACACCACCUCGAUAUGCAAAAUCUGAAAGUGGCGCUGAUCAUCAGCAAAUUCCAGUAAAAGUAACGCACAAAAUAUCCUGACAGUUGCAUUCCCGUAGUUGCAGCUACCUCGUCUGAAGAAACUGUAUUAAUUAACGUGAUAACUGAAAUUUAAAUAGUUGCGUUAGUGGACUUGCAGAAUUCUAUCACCAGAGAAAUCUCCAGUAAAAUAAUUUUCUCUAAAGAGUAUGCUCAAAUUUUUGUGGUUAAAUCUAUUGGCUCCAAAUACCACAUUCUCGUCAUUGUUUUCCAAAAAGCACUCUUUUUUUUAUUUCAACCUAAACUAAAUCAAAUCCUCAGUUUUAGAGCAAUACUCGUCAACUCCAAGCAUUUGAGAUUUGUCAUAUAUAUAAAAACAAACAUAUUCUAAGUUUGUUGGCCGUGGCUGCAAACAAUAAAAACAAACAGCAUUUGGCCGACUUUGGAAGAUUUGGAUUGGCCAAUGGCCUUCCUAUUUGCAUGCAAUGGCUAAUAAAACCCUUGAAGGCCCAGAAUUGCAGUCACACCCAGAGGGGUACUUCAAUGAGAGUUCGCACCCUUUUGUUAAUAGGGGUGCGUCGAGACACAAGUCCUGCCAGUUCUCGGCGCUGCCAAGAAUUAUUUGAACAUUUCACUAGUGAGGUCCUCGAGUGCAUGAUGACCAGUGAAAGAGGCAGAAAUAACUCUGCUGCCCCAGCACCUGCUCCAUUCCCCGGACUCCCCGGACUCCCCUGCCUCCUCCUCCUCGUACUUUUAACCGCCCCGAGAGCCGACUGUUUAACGGUCAAAUACUCCAUCUACGAGGAGGAGCCGCCGGGCACCGUGAUCGGAAACCUGGCGGCAGACCUACAGCUGGAGGCGGCGGGCACCUUCCGCCUGAUGCACAAGUCCAACUGGUCUCUGGUGGAAGUGGGCGAGAGCGACGGGCAGCUGAGGGUCGGGGGCCGCAUCGACCGGGAGCAACUGUGCCGCCAGCAGCAGGCGGGAGCCGAGCCCGAGGCCGAGCCGUGCCUGCUGCCCUUCGACGUGGUGAACCUGUCCGGGGACAAGUUCGUGCUGAUCCGCGUUGAGCUGCGAGUGCAGGACAUCAACGACCACGCCCCCGAGUUCGGGCGCCCGGAGCUGCGGGUGGAGAUCAGCGAGAGCUCAGCGCCGGGGACCCGCGUCCCGCUGGAGCCGGCGCUCGACGCCGACGUGGGCGCCAACUCGCUGCAGAGGUACCGGCUGUCGCCGAGCCGCCCGUUCGCUCUGGAGCUGCGGAGCGGCGCCGACGGGCUGCGGCGCGCCGAGCUGGUGCUGGUCGAGGCGCUGGACCGCGAGAGCCAGGCCGAGUUGGUGCUGCAGCUGGAGGCCGAGGACGGCGGCAGCCCGGCGCGGACAGGGGCGGCCCGGCUCCGGGUGCAGGUGCUCGACUCCAACGACAACAGCCCGGCCUUCGAGCGCGCCUCGUUCGCCGUGGAGCUGCGGGAAGACGCGCCGCCCGGCUCGCUGCUGCUCCAGCUCCAGGCCGCCGACCCCGACCUGGGCCCCAACGGCGACGUGGUCUACAGCUUCAACCCGCAGCUCGCCGCUGCCGCCCGCCGCCUCUUCCACCUGGACGCGCGGUCGGGCCGCCUGAGCCUGGCCGGGCCGCUGGACCGCGAGAGCAGCCCGAGCUUCGAGCUGGAGGUGCGCGCUCACGACCGCGGGGCCCCGCCGAGCGCCGCCGCCGCCUGCACCGUCACCGUGCGCGUCCUCGACGUCAACGACAACGCGCCCGAGAUCGGCAUCGCGCCGCUGGCCCCGGGCGGCGGCGGCGGCGGCGGCCUGGCCUACAUCAGCGAGGCGGCGGCGCCGGGCAGCCUGGUGGCGUUGGUCAGCGCCUCGGACCGGGACUCGGGCGCCAACGGCCGCGUCUCCUGCGCGCUGUCCGGACACGAGCACUUCGCGCUGCGGCCGGCCUACGGCUCCAGCCACAUGGUGGUGACGGCGGCGGCGCUCGACCGCGAGCGGGCCGCCGAGUACAACCUGACGCUGGUGGCCGAGGACCUGGGCGCCGAGCCGCGCCGCACCGUGCGCGCCCUCACCGUGCGCCUGGCCGACGAGAACGACAACGCGCCCGCCUUCUCCCGCCGCCUGUACCGGGUGUCGGUGCUGGAGAACAACCAGCCCGGCGCCUACCUGACCACCGUGGUGGCCCGCGACCCCGACCUGGCCCACAACGGCCGGGUCACCUACCGCUUGCUGGGGCCCGGCUCGGCGCUGGCCUCGGUCGACCCGGCCACCGGCGCCAUCUACGCGCUGCGCUCCUUCGACCGCGAGUCGCUGGCCGAGGCCGAGCUGCUGCUCCAGGCCACCGACGGCGGCUCGCCGCCGCUCAGCAGCUCGGCCACCGUCCGCCUGGCCGUGGCCGAUCGCAACGACAACGCGCCGGUCAUCACCCACCCGCUGCCGGGCAACGGCUCGGCCUGCGUCAUCGCGCUGCCCGGCGACGCCGGCGCCGGUUACCUGGCAACGCGCGUGCGGGCCCGGGACGCCGACGAAGGGGUGAACGCGAGGCUGAGCUUCCGGCUGCUGAGCGGCGCCCAGGCCGGGCUCUUCAGCAUCGACGGCGGCAGCGGGCAAAUCCGGCUGGGCCGCCGGCCGCUCGGCCUCGGGGCUCUGCGGCUGGUCGUGGCCGUCAGUGACGGCGGCUGGCCCGCCCUGUCCGCCACCGCCACUCUGCAGUUCGUGGUGGCGGCGGCGGCCGAGGCUCCCGGGGGCGGCGCGCCGCUGCGGCCGGGGAAGCGGAGCUGGGACACGUCGUUGGUGGUCAUCGUGGUGCUGGCGGGCGGCUGCGCGGCCCUGCUCACCGCCAUCGUUGGAGUGGCGGCGACGGGUAGGAGUGGCGGGAAAGCGACCAAAUUGGUGGAGACGGCGCCAGUGCCCGCAGAGUGCCGGGCCGCCCCCGCGGGGGGCCGCAGGCGAAAGGAAGCCUCCGAGCAGAGGGACGGCGAACUUGAGGUCGGCGACUUGCUGCUGAAUUCGGCUCCUUCCCCGACCGAGAGUGAACUGGAAGUUGAUGGGUCUCGAAAUUCGGAAGAUCUGAGCAAUCUCGAAUUGGAUCCCAAAGUGGCUGGUACCAAUGGAGAGAGCUUGAUGUCAGAGUCUGGUCUUCAUCAUGGAACCUUCUGUGCAGUUGCCAUUCACCAAGACAGAAAGACUCAAGAUGUAUUUAGUGGAAAAGACAGCGGAAAAGGUGACAGUGACUUCAAUGAUAGCGAUUCUGAUAUAAGUGGAGAUGCGAUGAGAAAAGGAAGUGCAGCUAUUGAUCAAAGACAAAAUGGACUAUCCUGUCUUGAAGAAAACCAAUUUCCUUGCAAUUCUGAUUCACAUUAUAGUUUGACCUCCCAACAAGAAGAGUGCAGCAAAUCAUCUCCUCAGCUCAAACAGGGCUAUGUGGUUGCUUAUUCUUCAAUUCCUACUGCAUUCUUGCAUUCAUCAUGUGCUACCAUAAAUUCAGUUCUACAGGAUCAUCCUUUGAAAUGCACUCACCAGUAUGGUCAUAUAUCAAAGUCAGGACUUCAGACUUCUGAAAAGGUUUUUUCCAGAGAUUCUGGAAGGUCAGUACAUUCCUUUCACCAACCAACAAUGCAGAGACACAAUAAAACACACUCCUCAGCAAUAGGAACUUCUGGACAUAGAUACCAAACAAGCUAUCUUAACAUGGAACUCUCAGAAGUUGCUACUUCAUUUUGAACUCUUGACAACAUUUUAAUUAUUCUUACCAUUGUUCAACCAGAUAUUCUGCUUGUAUUGAUACCAGCUGUCAUUAAUUUGCAAUGCAUUCAGUAUCAGUUUGGUUUUCAUCUUUUAGAAACCAAAUGGGAGGAAGAAAAGUUGACCAGACAAUAUGACAUAUUGAAGCCUGAUGUUUGCAGCUUGCAAAUGGUUAGUGCAGGUAAUAGUCAUUUUUUAAAAAAAAUCAGGAUAUCAUGAAAGAAAAAUAAAUCUUGAAUCCCAGAAUUCUCUUUCACUCAAGUUGCUAAAUUAGUUUUCAGGUGUAAUGUUCUUAAAUCGUGCAUAAUUCUUGCACAUUGGUGCUAGUUCUGUAUAUACUUUCGUAUAUAUUUAAAACAUUUAUAGUGGCAAUAUAAUUGGACCAUAUGGAUACAGAAUAAGUGGUGCUGCAAUGAAUUGGUUUAAAAAGUAGAAAACAGGAAAUAGUGCCUUUUUCAUGGUUUUACUUUGAGAAGUAGAAAACAUCAGCCAUGUUUAAUUACCUUUAAUUCAAUAUUUAGCAUUAUAAUCAGUAAAAUGGAAGAUACAAGACAUUUUUCCCCCACUCAGAGGGAGCAGGGAAAAAAUAGAACAUUUCAACUAAUUCUUCUCUUACGCUUCCAAUGAGAUUGCUGGAAGCAUGAAAUACAUCACGUUUUAUUUUCCCACUCGGCUUUAAUAAGGAAACGAAAGGUUUGGGCAAAUAUUAAAUUGGGCAAGGGAUAAAGUUCUUUAAGAACUCUAAACUUAUUUGUUUAUGGUCUGAAUUAAAAUUAAUCUUUUUGUAAAUAAAUGCCAUUAUUUAAGAUUUUAUUUGCUUUUUUGAAAUUUUGUGAGGACUCGAACUGCCUUUUUGAACAAACUUUUUCUAAUAAAUCUGUUUUA